CUUUAGGUGUCAGGGAGUCGGAGCGCUGUCUGCCCGGUGAUUUGUCUCUCUCCGGCCCGGGACAUGGCUCUGUGGCGGGGGCUGCGGGCGGUGCUGGCGGUGGCGGGGCUGGCGGUGGCGGUGCAGUUGCUGAGGGGAUGGCUCGGCUCCAAGUCCUACGUCUUCAACCGGGAGGAGAUUGCCCGCCUGGCCAAGGAGCACUCAGGGUUGGAUUAUGAAGUCGCUUUCUCCAAGAUCAUCACGGAGCUGAGGAAGAAGCACCCGGGGCGCAUCCUGCCGGACGAGGACCUACAGUGGGUGUUUGUGAACGCGGGGGGCUGGAUGGGCUCCAUGUGCCUGCUCCAUGCCUCCCUCACUGAGUAUGUGCUGCUGUUUGGCACUGCUGUGGAUACGAGUGGCCACUCAGGUCGUUACUGGGCAGAGAUAUCCGACACCAUCCUAUCCGGAACGUUCCGCCAGUGGAAAGAAGGAUCGACAAAAAGUGAGAUAUUUUAUCCAGGAGAUACCAUUGUGCAUGAGGUGGGGGAGGCCACGUCGGUGCAGUGGAGCGCUGGGACGUGGAUGGUGGAAUACGGCCGGGGGUUCAUCCCUUCCACGCUGGGCUUUGCUCUGGCCGAUACCAUAUUCAGCACCCAGGACUUUCUCACCUUGUUCUACACAGUGAAGGUUUAUGGGAAGGCCCUCCUCCUGGAGACCAGCACCCACCUAUCAGAACUGGGCUUCUUCUGAGUGCCGCCAUAUUGAUUCCCGUCUCCCUCCCCCUUUCCUUGGCUGAUUUCUGCUUGAACCAGCAGGAGGCGCUAGCCCGUACUUACUGGCCGUAUGUAAUUCCCUAUAAUCAGUGCUAAUUGGGGGAAUUUUUGGUUCAAGCCUCUCUUCAGUAUUUGCCCCCAACCCCCCCCCCACCCAUAGCAGGGUGCCAGAUUUAUGGUUUAUGCCUAACGCCGGGCUUCCAGGGUCUGAGAGCCAAUCGGCAUCCUCUGUAAGUGUCACCUGACCUAGGCUCCAGAGCCACUGCCUUAACUAUGACCAUGUUGUGUGGAUGAGCCCCAUGAAAGUGUCGGCGCUGUUGGGCAGUCGGGCGGCUGGCACUUGGGGCUCAGGGGGUAAAUAAAGCAUUUGCCCAUAUUGGGAGAUGA
Molecule: messenger RNA, 1139 nt
Organism: Xenopus tropicalis (tropical clawed frog)
Lineage: Eukaryota; Metazoa; Chordata; Amphibia; Anura; Pipidae
Gene: sigmar1
Product: sigma non-opioid intracellular receptor 1
Cellular component (GO): cytoplasmic vesicle; nuclear inner membrane; nuclear envelope
Source: RefSeq, marked provisional